Molecule: messenger RNA, 2282 nt
Organism: Aethalodelphis obliquidens (Pacific white-sided dolphin)
Lineage: Eukaryota; Metazoa; Chordata; Mammalia; Artiodactyla; Delphinidae
Gene: HHIPL2
Product: HHIP like 2
Source: RefSeq, a predicted model, not a curated record
AUGAAUGAGACGGCCCUGGGGGAGGCAUCAGUGAUCAGAAGCGGAAAAUUUGGGUCCCAGAGAGGAACUUUACCAGUAGUUGGUAACAGGAGCCCCAGAAUCCUGGUUCUUUCCCAGAUCUUUUUUCCCACUGUUUGCUCAGAAACUGGUUCCAGCUCCACCGUGGUCCGUCUGCCCGCUGGGGCUGAGCUGCCUCUUCUUUUCCAGGAGUGCUCGCCCUGCGCAGCCCACCGCUAUGAUGCUGAGAACCCGCGGACGGCCCUCCGGAACCUUCCCGACCUCUGCUCUGACUACUGCUCUGCAUUCCACUCUAACUGCCGCUCCGCAGUCUCCCUGCUCACCAAUGACCGCCGCCUCCAGGAAUCCCAUGAAAAGGAUGGCGCGCGCUUCUAAUGGCUCCUCAACCUUCCCGACAAGGACCACUGCUUCCCUAACGUCUUGAGGAGUGACCAUCUCAACCGCAACCUGGGGGUGGUGGCUGAGAACCCUCGGGGCUCUGUGGCCAGCGGGCUGAGGAACCCGGUCUCCAUGGUCCACGCUGGGGACGGCACCCGUCGCCUCUUCGUGGCCGAGCAGGUGGGGGUCUAUCUGCCUGAUGGGAGUCGCCUGGAGCAACCCUUCCUGGACCUCAAGAGCAUCGUGCUGAUCACUCCCUGGAUGGGGGAUGAGAGAGGCUUCCUGGGGUUGGCUUUUCAUCCCCAAUUCCACCGCAACCACAAGUUCUAUAUUUAUUAUUCAUGCCUGGGCAAGAAGAGGGUCGAAAAGAUUCGGAUUACUGAGAUGAAGCUUUCUCGGGCAGAUCCCAGCAAAGCUGAUCCCAAAUCGGAGAGGUUUUGCUUUUCAUCUAGUCGACUUAUGGCUUUGCAGGAAGAUAGAAAAACCAAGAAAUGGGAGAAACAGGACGUUUGCCUGGGCAGCACUGAGUCCUGUGCCUUCCCAGGGUUGAUCAGCACAUAUGGCAAAUUUAUCAUCUCCUUUGCUGAAGAUGAAGCAGGGGAGCUCUACUUCCUGGCCACCUCCUACCCAAGCGUCUACACACCGCAUGGAUCCAUUUACAAAUUUGUUGACCCAUCGAGGCGAGCACCUCCAGGCAAGCGCAAAUACAAGCCAGUGCCGGUGAAAACCAAGAGUAAGCGGGUCCAGUUCAGGCCACUUGCUAAAAUGGUCGUGGACUUGCUAAAGAAGAAGUCCGAGGAAGCUGCUAGAAAACUGUCCAAUGCAACUUUAGCUUCCAGUCCAGACCGGACCUCAUCUCAGAAAGGCUCAUCCAAGAAGCCGGCUUCUCCCACAGGCAGCAGGAAGACGUUUCCAAGGUCUGGUGCAAAGCAGAGAGCCAGAGCGUGGUCUCCAGGCCCCCAGGGGAAGAGGAGGAAGAGCCCGAGACGCCCCCGAGGCAGAGGCAGCCAGUCGGCACAGUGGAGGUGAGCUGGCAGAGGUGUCCCUCUGCCUCUUCAGUCACGGUGACAGGUCAGGGGACGAGUGCCCAGAGAACCACCUUGCCACGCGGAAGCUGCUACUGCUGAAGGUGACCUUAGAUGCAUGGGAAGCCGGGGGUGGAGGUGGGAACCGGCGGAGAGAGCUUGAUUUAGGCGGUACGGUUGUCCUGUCCACGGGAAUUUUUCCAUCUAAACGGAUGCUCCUUGUCUGCUUCUGCGGGGAGACCAAACCCCAUGUUGCCAGGGCACCUGGCUACUCAUGUGCACUAGUCUGUAAACCUGCUUGGAAUUCCACUAUGUGUUUAUGUUUUGCUUUGUAAAUGCCUGUGACCUAAGGUAGUAGAUCAACACUUGCUCCAAUAGACAAGCUUCUUUGAGCUCGGAGAGCCCCUCUAAAAUGGUCAUCUCCUUUGCCCCCUUUAAAUAUCAGGGUCUGAAUAAGGUUAGGUCCUGUUCUGUACCUCCAGUGCCUACUAUUUUGCCCUGGCAAAUAGCAUAAUAAACGUGACUACUUUUUGCAUACCUAUUCUGUGCUAAGUUUAUAUAUUAUAUUAUCUGAAACCUCAAAACCUUGCUUCUUAUGUGUUGCUACAUAACUUAUGUUGAAGGUGAGGGAAGUGAGGCUUGGUGAGGUUAAGCCAUGUGCCCUAGACCACAGCAGCCAGGGAGCAGGGAAUUGUUCAGCUGGACGUGAGCCAAUGCUCCUGUCAACCUCCGGUGAACUUGCCUCCCUGGAGGGGCCUCAAUGAGGGUUGGUAGCUUUUAACCAGGUAUUUGAAGAAUGAAAGGGCUAAGAGAGGAGAUGACCCCUGUCUUCAAGAAGUUCUCCAAAUUGUGCAAAGCGUC